GCUAGGCCACGGAGACUGCUUCCCUGAACCAGGUGAGCUCCAGCUCCCAGGCCAGGCCUGGGCCCCACGCAGCUAUUUAACCACCAGCCGAGCCCUCGCUCCGGAAUUCUGCUCUGCGGGUAGCUGGCGCCCCACCCCGGACCCGCUCCUCACCUGGGCAGGUGCCUCUCCUCCUCCCAGCCCACCCGCACGGCCGGUGGCCGCAGGGAUGCUGGCCCCCUCCGGCCCCGCCGCGGCCGGGCAGGUGUCCCUGUGGCACCACUACCUGGGGGCCAUCCGCUCGCGGGCGGCGCCCCGGGUGCAGGACUACCAGCGCGCGGAGAACGUGCUGCUCACGGUCCUGGAGCGCGUGCACGCGCUGGACGCGCGCUUCGUGGUGGACUACUCCCGCGACCUGGAGGCCUUCCAGUUCGCGCUGCGCUCCUCGGACGGCCCGCUGCGCGUGGAGGUGCCCCUGCGGGUGGACGCCGAGGCCCUGCUGAUUGAGGAGCCGGGGCCCGCCGAGCCGGGGGGCGGCCCCCCGACCUGCCGCCUGGGCGUCCCCCGCGGAGGGGCCGGCCUGGAGCGCUGGACCAGCGACGACGUCUUCAGCGCCUGCGCGGAGGAGGGCGCCGGGUGCCGCGGCCACAUCGAGCCCAGCAAGGUCCUGCGCGUGCUCAGGGACCUGCUGGUGGCGGCCAUCGUGCACUGCAAGCACCACAGCCUCAUCGCGCCAGGUUCGCUCAGCGCGGCCAGCCUGCGGGAGGAGCCUCUGUGCCUGACCCUGCUGGUGUCCAGCGGCUGGAGGACCGUCCGCUUCAGCCUGGUGCCCGUGGUGCGCAGGAGGCAGAGGCUGCCCGCCCUGGAGGGGGCCCAGCUCACGCCCGGCUUCCCGGCGGGCAGCGUGGCGAGGAUCAUCGGCCACGGGGUGGACCUGGUGCCGGCCAGCACCCAGCUCUGGAGGACGUCCACGGACUACCUGCUCACCAGGCUGCUGGCCGCGCUGGGCGCCCUGCAGGGCCACCGCCUGGACAGCCUCUCUGUCCUCGACCGGGUGAACCACGAGAGCUGGCGCGACGGCGGCCGCCGUGCCGGCCUGACCUUCGGCCACCUGAAGACGGUGCUGCUGUGGGCCUGCGUGCUGUUCCCGGCGCCGGAGGACUGGGCGGAGCUGCAGGGCGCUGUGUACCGCCUGCUGGUGGUGCUGCUCAGCUGCUUGGCCACCAGGAACCUGCCCCACUUCCUGCACCCCGAGCUCAACCUGCUGCAGGACGGCGGCCUGGACCUCAACGUCGUCUACGAGCGCGUGGAGGCCUUCGCCAGCCAGCCGGAGGCGUCCCUGCGCAUCCACGCCACCCACCUGGGCCGCAGCCCGCCGCCGCGCAUCGGGGGCGGGGUCAAGGCGCUCCUGCAGCUGCCGGCCAGCGACCCCGCCUACUGGGCCACCGCCUACUUUGACGUCCUGCUGGACAAGUUCCAGGUCUUCAACAUCCAGGACAAGGACCGGAUCUCGGCCAUGCAGAGCAUCUUCCGGAAGACCAAGACCCUGGGUGGCGAGGAGAGCUGAGCCGGCGCCCACAGCCUCUCUGCGCUGCCCCGGGGGAGACGUGGAAGGAACGUUCGCAGGAGGGACGGGCUUCUCCAUGAGGUGGGCGGGGGAGGGGCGUUGUCCCCAGGGCCACCCCCAGACUGCCCCAGGGGGGCGGGGACGGCCUCUGAGAACCGGAAAACUCCUGCAGACGUCCGGGGCCUCCUUGCCAGGUGAGGCCCGGGUGAGGGUGCAAGGCCUUCACCAGACGCUUGUCGGCCUCUCGUGCGAUGGGGUCAAGAAAACCGUGUUUCCGCCCGGGGGCUCGUCCUGCCCGCACCGUACAGUGACAAAA
Messenger RNA from Microcebus murinus (gray mouse lemur), 1862 nucleotides. RefSeq names its product mab-21 like 4 (gene MAB21L4). The record is from RefSeq and is a predicted model, not a curated record. Lineage: Eukaryota; Metazoa; Chordata; Mammalia; Primates; Cheirogaleidae.